Acanthaster planci (crown-of-thorns starfish) is the source of this 5340-nucleotide messenger RNA. RefSeq names its product F-box only protein 21-like. NCBI's taxonomy places the organism in Eukaryota, Metazoa, Echinodermata, Asteroidea, Valvatida, Acanthasteridae. The record is from RefSeq and is a predicted model, not a curated record. Gene Ontology annotation, molecular function: protein binding; DNA binding.
ACUGCUCGGAGAAUAUGAGUGCCGAAUCAGCCGACAUUAACUUCUUUGAUUUCUUACCGACAGAAAUAGUCACUUUAGUUUUAACCCAGCCCAGCCUUUAUUUUAGAGAUGUGGUUAACUUUGGAACAACUUGUAAGCGUUACCUCGGAAUAAUCAGCGACAACGAGCUUUGGAAAGUUAAGCUGCUGUAUCGGUUUCCAUGUCUUCAGCAAGUCGCCGACAGCAUGAAGCCUACCUCUGCUUGGCUAGACCACUGCAGGCAGCUCCACAAACUUCCAGAGACAGUCAAGAGCCUGGUGGCUGGCCUGUCGGCCAAGUGUUUCCUCCGGGACGAGGUGACCUACUCCCACUUCCGGCCACUGAAGGAGCUGUACUACAGGAGUGAUCUGUGCCAGGCCCUGAUGGACGAAGUGCUGAUGACCCUUGUUAAUGAUGAAGAUAAGUACAAAGAUUUGACCCUACGGUACUAUGCUGAGAAAACCCUGCGCUACCUCUGCCGUACCAAGCUGAGGCAGGAAUGGCAAGCACUCUUGGCCCUGCCCAUAGAACAGCAAAGUCUGCUGGAAGGCGCCAUUUUGUUUGAGAGGUGGCACAAUUUCUUCAGCCCGUCUCCCAAGGACAGCAUCAGGCAGGAAGUCAGUCAAAUUGCUGAGAGGGCCAGGAGGAAGCUGAAAAUGGAUCACCCAAGUUACCAUAGCAACAUUGGAGGGGCCGUGGAGAUGACACCAGAACAGUGCUAUGAGGUCUUUGAUGCAGUCAAUGAGGUCAUGUUCAAGGAGAUGAAUUUCCAAGGCAACAGUGAGGAUUUCUACAAUGAAAGCAACUCUUACAUGUCACUGGUCCUGACCACGAAGCUGGCCAUACCCAUCACGCUGUGCAUUCUGUAUGAGGCCGUGGUCAGGAAACUCGGUAUCACGCUUCGACCUGUCAACUUUCCCGGUCAUUUUGUGCUCUGCUGGAAUUACUCCUCAGAUGGUUUCAAAGAGUCGGAUACCAACCUUUUCAUCGACGCCUUCAAGAAAGGUCGCAUGAUGACCUCUGCUGAAGUCCUGAUGAGCAGUUUGCACAUCGGCAUGCAUGGGUACCGACCAGAUUACCUGCAGGCUUGCCAACCCAGGGCUGUGUUCCAACGGAUGGCAGCUAAUGUGAUGCACCUUAGGCAAGACAUUGGCAGCAAUUUUGAUGGAAUAGAACUACAAGCCCUUUUGAACCCGGAGGAUUGCGAGACGGUGAUGGAUUGCAUCAAGUACUACGUUGGGCGUAACAUCAAUUAUGCUGAGUCGUUGGCAAUGUUGCAAGAAAUUCGCCCCCAGAAUAACCAGGAGCAAAGGAAUGUGACCGUAUUCACUGAGAUGAUACAAAGAACCAUGGAGAAGUACGGCAAAGAUGAUGCGGAGCCAACAAUGCCAUCAGCAAAGCAACGGGAAGACAAUAAAGAAGUCAUUUAUGCAGUUGGCAUGGUGAUGAAGCACAGAAGGUAUAACUAUUCCUGCGUGAUCUAUGGCUGGGACCCAGUCUGCAAGCUAUCCAGGGACUGGCAACGUCACAUGGGCGUGCAUCACCUGCCCAAGCAAGAGAAGCAACCUUUCUAUAACGUACUGGUGGAGGACUGCUCCAACCGAUAUGCUGCUCAGGAAAAUCUAGAUUUCAUCGAUGUCCCUGUCACCAUAUCGCAUCCAGAGGUAGGCAAAUACUUUCAAAAUUUCACCGGGAAAUGUUAUCUUCCGAAUGAUGAGUUGGCAUGUCAGUAUCCGAACGACAUGGCUGUUACAACACAGAAAACUACAGAGAUCUAUGCAGAGUAAUUGUAUUGUGCUCUGUUGAACAAGUCCCAGACAGCUGAAUUCUGAACACCUUUAUAUGCAAACAAGAAGUGUAGGCUCCUCCGUGAACAAGAAACAGGGAGCUUUUUUAACGAUCACUAAUCUUGCUUGAGAUAACCCACUGCACAAGGUCUUGUAAGCUUGUCUAGCAUAAAGAUUGCACAAUUGAUUUAAUGCAUUGAUAGCCCAUUCACAUGAAUACCGGUUGCACUGUUGCCAAUUUUGUUGAACUACCAUCUCCUAGUUUCUCUGAGAUGUGACAGGAUAUUCUCUCCUGAAGGGGAUAGAGAGUACAUAUCUUAAUGGGCCCCCUCUUUUGUGUUCCUGGAAUUUUCACUGUAAACAUUGUUUCUCACUUAUGAAAGGAAACAAAUGGAAGUUGUAACCAAGGUGCUUGUUUUUACCGAAGUUUGUCUUCCGAGUGACAGGAUAUCUGCCUUAAACCAAUUCAUUUCAUCCAUUGGUACCUUUGAACGGUGAUUUUGUUGGCCACAAUAUUCCUUUUUCUUUCAACUUUUGCUCAUGCACCAAGGUAAUUCGUCGAUAUGACUACAUAAAUACUUCAUUUCUAAAAACCAAAACCUUUUUUUAAAAUCACUGCAUUUCUGAUGCCAAGAUUGACUUAUACACAUUUAGAAAGUUUCAUGUGUCUCCAGUGAUAAUCACAAAAUCUGUCAAAAAGAAAAGAUCCAUGUUUAGUCUUUUUGAAAAAUUUCAGAAUAAUGCAAGAAAUAACAAGGUAUUGUAAUCUUACAAGUCCACAAAAUAGCUGUAAAUAUCUGUGACAUUUUUUAUUGUAUUGCAUGCAUUGGGAAUGUUAAUAUUUUUUCUGGGUCAUAAUAUAACUUUGAAUAUUUAGUCUUUUAUUAAUGUAGCACAACAGAAAAAUCUAAUGAGCAUUUGGUAAGCAACAAAUUUCUGUAAGUUAAAGAAGCGAACAGGUGGUUGCCUUAGUGAAGAGACUUUGUAAAUAAAAGCCUGAUUUUCAAAAGGGAGAUAUAUGUACGUAUAUAUUUUAGAAAAUAUUCCUGCUGUAAUAUAUUUAUCUCAACUUCAAAGAGAACUAUUGUGAUAAUCAUGUAAAACCAGUAUUAUUUUAUUGAAAAGAUGGACUGCAGGAAAUAAGUAAUCAAGUAACAUAUAGACAAAUUGUAAUAAAAUCCCUACAAGAUGGAACUGGCGAGGGAGGGACUAUUUUGGUUCCCCUAAAAUUUUCCGAUUCUCUGGAUUUUAGAAGAGGAAUGACUAACAUUGUCAAACUGAAGGGCUUUUACUGGUUCAUCAUCCAACACUAGCAGUAAUUGUUUUAAAAGGUGAUAAAAUUAUAACUACCACAAAGUUCAUGGCAGUUUAUAGCUGAAUGUACAGUGUUGGCUCCAAUGCAUUCAGCUGUCCUAGGUGGUUUCAUACUGUUUGGGACACUUAGAAGUUACUCUGCAUGGUAUCUUUGAGGAAAACUGGUUGUAAAAGUAACAUAAUACAUCAUUUUAUAAGUUUUGACUAGUACUUUUUGGGGCACCAGUUUCCAACCAAAUGAAGAACAGAGAACACUAUGCAACAUUCUUAAACUGCACAUGUACCUGCAAACAGAAUUUCAAAAAAGAGACUUUUUUGGUCGAUUAGCAGAAGUCUGGACACAUCCCAAAGACUUCAAAUCAAAUUAUCCUGAAAGUAACCUGGCCUGUUCAAGGGGAGCUCAUAUUGCAUCCACAAAUGUUGCAAUGUCGCACUUGUGUUUACCCAUACUGACGCUUCAUGGAGUGGCCCACAUGUGUAUGCGCCAUGAAUGUACAGAACCAACCAGCGAUUACUUUUCUUUUACAACCACCCUCCCCCCCUUGCAGGGCCAAUAUCAGAGUCUGACUUUUCCGGCAUGCCAAUAAUUUCUGGUGGAGGCAUUCCUUUUAAAAAUGCACACGCAAAGUUGUACAUUGUUUACAACGUUGCCCAUCUUUAAUGGAGGUGUGCCGAGUUCCUUGACCUAAGCUCGCACUUACAAAUGCUACGCACAGUUGCGAAGGCUGCAUAUCACAGCACCCAUUCUGGUUGCGUGUUACAUGAAUAUGGGUUAUAGGUCCUCAGAGGGCAAGAGCUUUGUGUCAGUGGGAUAGGCUCGAGUAAACCUUUGGUACAUUUGUUGUACAUGUAACUAAAUUAAAGUAUCAAAAACAGCCUCUGAGACACCAUGGAGAUGCCAACAAUGCAUAAUCUCUAUCAAUAACAUGCUGCUGUAGUUUCUAUAAAGUCAACACGAUGACAUGCCUUUGUAUGUUGUCAAAGCGAACCUGCACUGAGAAAAUCUGCUCACAACCCUACAGAUAUGUUGUCAAGUCCGGUUGAAGUCAGUGCAUGAAGCUUUGCGCAUAAUUAUGCGUAAACUUGCAUGUAUACACAACAGAAUUCACAGAGUGAAGAGGGUGCUUGUUAGUGUCAACAUGUUUCCUUCCUGAAAUCACAGUUGAUCGUUCAGCCUUCAGUUUUCAGUAUGUAAGUUGUAGUACAUGUAAUUUGGCACAUAAUAAAGUCUUCACGGCCUCAAGGAUCUUCAAUCCAAAAAUCUUACAAUGACCUUGUACAUUUCCAUACAUGUAACACAAAAUUCAUCCUUUGUUGCAGAGACUAUCCACUUCAAGAGUCUUGCAAACUCCUGUGGGAACCUUCCUUAUGUACAAAACCUUUGGUGAAAAAUUGAUAUUCACAAGGUCAUUUUGACCUUUUUUAAGUAUUAAAAUCAGGGGCAAGUGCAUUUAAAGAACAGUAAAAUUUCAUAUUCUGGAGUGAGCUCAGGGAAGUAUGUGGCCAUGUGAAGUCACAUGAUCUCUUUUCCUUACAGUGAAGACUGAUGGUAUAUUAUGGACUGGUAGCUGAUGCUGGGGUUUCCCAGCCUCGCAUUCAACUGUAUGAAAAAGAGGCCACACCCCCAAAUAGUACAAAUACACAAUACACAUUUCUUUUGUACUUGUGAUAUUGCAUUUAUUAGGAUUAAAUGCUUGUACACUAUCGUAACAGCUUUUUUGUAAUGUACAAAGGUUGGUUGAUAAAGAUCGACAUAAAUAUUGCACCAAACAGCGUCUACAUACUCUGUAGCUGUGUUUUGUUUGGCUGUAUAUACAGAUUCCUAUUACUAUAAAUCACAGACAAUGAAAUAGGGAAGGGGUGUGAGACAUGGGAAUGAGAAUCACCAACUGUGCAAUGAGUUUUAUCCAGGAUUUUACCAACAUAUAUUUGGGAUGUUGCUGUGGGUUUGAAAUGCAUCAGUCAAAAAAUGGGGGGGGGCUCGGUUUGCUUAAGAUUGUGACUGUGUGUGACAGACGGGGAGGGGGAAAACUGAACACUAUUUCUACAGAACAAAAUUCCAUAAAUUUCAAGUAAGGACUUUGCUAUUGUACAUUUUAAAUUCUUUUUUUUUUUUUUACUAUUUCUUUUACAGCCUGUUAUGUUAGGGAAAAUGCUAGUCCACAAACACUUUCAUCAAAUCAGUCACUUGGAAUAAACAUUUUAUGAGUAACUUCCUGGA